AUGCCGCAUUACCCAGAAGACAUUGAGUAUUCAGACAAAUAUCAAGACGAGUUCUAUGAAUAUAGACAUGUCAUUUUACCUAAACAUGUAUUCAAAAAAUUGACAAAAGGUAAAUUAUUGAAUGAGAUGGAAUGGAGAGGCUUAGGUGUUUAGUAAUCUAGAGGGUGGGUUCACUACGAAUGCCAUAGACCAGAACCACAUAUAUUAUUAUUCAGAAGGCCUAAAGGAACUGAUCCAAACACUGGAUUGCCUCCAUAAGGCUUUUCUGCGCCUUAUUGA
Paramecium tetraurelia is the source of this 279-nucleotide messenger RNA. RefSeq lists its product as uncharacterized. Lineage: Eukaryota; Ciliophora; Oligohymenophorea; Peniculida; Parameciidae. The record is from RefSeq and is a predicted model, not a curated record. The transcript has 2 exons. Gene Ontology annotation, molecular function: protein kinase binding; histone binding; ubiquitin binding. Gene Ontology annotation, biological process: regulation of mitotic cell cycle. Gene Ontology annotation, cellular component: cyclin-dependent protein kinase holoenzyme complex; SCF ubiquitin ligase complex.